Salmo salar (Atlantic salmon) is the source of this 711-nucleotide messenger RNA. Lineage: Eukaryota; Metazoa; Chordata; Actinopteri; Salmoniformes; Salmonidae. The record is from RefSeq and is a predicted model, not a curated record.
GCUACCCUGCGGAGGGUGACGUUCUCUGUGGUCCCGGGGCCUCAGGACGGUGGUUGCUAUGACAGCGCUGCAGAGGACUCUGAGACCCCCAGCAGUAAGGGUUCAUCUGGACCCCGUGUGGGGGCGCUGUCUCUCCCUGAGGAGGGGUACGAGAGGACCACACCUGAGGGAAGUGUAGGAGAGGAGGAACAUGUGGAGAACGAUGCCAGACAGCUCCCAGACGUAGCCCUGACAGGGAAGUGCACUAGGGAGUGUGAUGAGUUUGGACACUCCGACACUUGUUGGAUGCCCGCCGCUGUCCGCCCGUCGCCUCGGCAACACCAGCGCCAGCGCCACGUCAGCGAGCCGCCCCGCCUGUCCACCUUCGCCUCCCCUGGCAACGACAACAACAAUAACCAUGACGACGAUGAUGAGGAAGAUAGUGACAGCGAGAGCGCCGGCAGCGCCGGGAGUUCCGAACCGGGCGUAGUCAGCGUGGGAGUCGGCGGAGGAGGUCAGAGGUUACCGUUAGCCAAUGGGGAUCCUCUCGGCAGCCUGGUGGGCAGAGACAGGAUGAAUCGGAACAUGGGCGACCACAACCGGAACCUACUCAACCGCAAGAUGACGUCAGCGUCGUACGACACGUUCAGCUCCGCCGGGUUCGGGAGACGCCAUCACGAGGAGGAUAGGGGGGUCAGGGCAGGGUCAACCCUCCGGAGGUUAUACCAUUAA